AUGGAAAAAGGCGACAAUACUACAGAGUACAAAGAGGAAGAUGAGCAACCUCAGCCGGAAAUGCUGCUGCAGCAAGUACAACAACUGCGGUUGCGGACGCAGCUGCAGGAACCGCGGCAACCGCAGCCGCAGUCGCAGGAACUGCGGCAACCGCAGCCGGACCUGUUGCUGCAGUUGCAGCAGCAAAUACUGGAUAUAAAAAAUAAAAUCGAAAUGUUGAAACAUGAUGGAUAUAUCACGGCACAGGCACAGCGGUCGCCGCUCGUUAACUUGUACGAGCCUGAUGAGCCACAGGAACAUAUAUCAAUCAGGUCCAUAGAGCGACUACGAAUUCGCCACAGGCGCAGAAGAUUAAACAGGCUGCGGCGCCAGAAUAUACAAGUAGAAGCUCGCGGUCGCGGUCGCCGUCGAGGUCGCGGUCGCCGUCGAGGUCGCGGUCGCAAUAGCACAGGACCGACAAUUAAUUUUAAUUAUUAUUAA
Messenger RNA from Osmia bicornis bicornis, 480 nucleotides. RefSeq lists its product as uncharacterized. The transcript has 4 exons. NCBI's taxonomy places the organism in Eukaryota, Metazoa, Arthropoda, Insecta, Hymenoptera, Megachilidae. The coding region runs from base 1 to 480 and encodes 159 amino acids. The record is from RefSeq and is a predicted model, not a curated record.